CCCCUAGGCCAAGAACCGCUGUGUCACUUGCGACUAGGUCCCUGGACCUGAAGAAGGGCGCAGGCCCGAGCCUGGCGGUGGCACCAGGCUGAACACACGGAGCGGGGACGACGUGCAGGAGGAGGAGCUUGAGGCCAGCUCGCUGUCAUGUCGCGCCAGGCAAAGGAUGACUUCCUGCGGCACUACACAGUCUCCGACCCCAGGACCCACCCCAAGGGCUACACCGAGUACAAAGUGACGGCGCAGUUCAUCUCAAAGAAGGACCCAGAAGAUAUCAAAGAGGUAGUAGUCUGGAAACGAUACAGUGACUUCCGUAAGCUGCAUGGGGACUUGGCCUAUACUCACCGAAAUCUCUUCCGCCGCCUAGAAGAGUUUCCAGCUUUCCCCCGUGCCCAGGUGUUUGGUCGGUUUGAAGCCUCUGUGAUUGAAGAAAGGCGCAAAGGUGCAGAAGAUUUGCUGCGCUUCACAGUACCCAUCCCUGCACUCAACAACAGUCCCCAGCUCAAGGAGUUUUUCCGGGGUGGGGAGGUAACAAGACCCUCUGAGGUGACCAGGGACCUGUGCAUCCUGCCACCCCCUCUCAUUCCUACACCACCUCCUGAUGAGGCCCGGCUACUCCAGCCACUGCCUGUGGAAAGGAGGGGCCAGGAGGAGUUGGAUGUGCCAGUGGACCCCCUACCAUCUAGCCCUGCCCAGGAAGCCUUGGAUCUUCUCUUCAGCUGUGGCAGCACUGAGGAAGCAUCCAGCUCCCCAGCCCGAGGUCCCCUCUCUGAGGCUGAACUUGCCCUUUUCGACCCCUACUCCAAAGAGGAAAGUACAGGUCCCAGCCCCACCCACACUGGUGAGCUGGCAGCCAUGGAGGUACAGUCCAAAAAACUGGCCCAGGAACCUUGGGAGCCAGGAGGACAGGAGAAGGAAGAGUCUGAGGAUGGAGAACCUGCCCCAGCUUAUCUGACCCAGGCCACAGAGCUCAUCACUCAAGCCCUUCAGAAUGAGAAGGCUGGAGCCUAUGCUGCUGCACUCCAAGGCUACCGAGAUGGGGUGCACGUCCUGCUUCAGGGAGUCUCUGGUGACCCAUCCCCUGCCCGCCGGGAAGGUGUGAAAAAGAAGGCAGCUGAGUACCUGAGGCGGGCAGAGACCCUCCACGGGCAAUUGCCUUGAGGGUGGACCCUUCCUGGGACUUCAGCUCCAGCACUGCCAGCCUCCUCCAUGCCUUCCCUUGGGACCUGGCCUUGUUUCCUGCUCUUGGAACCCCAGGGGUCAUAUCUGUUUUAACUGGACCAAGUAUGAGAAAAGCAAAGACUUCUCAGCUCCAACCUGCCUGCCUCCUUGGAAUCAGACUUGAACUUCUGGUCCUGCCUGUCUGUUUUAUAUCAGUUCACCCAUCUAGAACAAGGGUCUGCAGCCUGAAGUCAGUGGCCAGACCUGGCACACUGCAUUUUUUGGUAAGACCUUC
Phodopus roborovskii (desert hamster) is the source of this 1456-nucleotide messenger RNA. RefSeq names its product sorting nexin 15 (gene Snx15). The transcript has 8 exons. The record is from RefSeq and is a predicted model, not a curated record. NCBI's taxonomy places the organism in Eukaryota, Metazoa, Chordata, Mammalia, Rodentia, Cricetidae. The coding region runs from base 148 to 1161 and encodes 337 amino acids. Gene Ontology annotation, molecular function: phosphatidylinositol binding.